GACCUUGGAUCAGCAAGCGUGCACGACUUUCACUGUUCUUCACCAUUGCACUCUGUGUCUGAUCGUGAUUACUCUUUGAGGUGUCGGUCUCGCGACACCAGCCCUUCCAAAAGCCGCACUCUAGGCACAUCUUAAUUCGCGUCUCGUCCGUCAUCUCCUUCAAGAUCGCCUUCGCAAAGAUGGCUACCGCAGUAGCCUCGACCUCUGCCACGGCACCCUUGCCGCGCACCACGCACGUCGAUAAGAUCCUCGAGCGGAGCGGUCCCUACACGGACGAGCAAUUUCAGGCCGGAGAUAUCGUCAAGGACUUCUUGCGCAACCACUGCAAGGUUCUCGUCAUCGGUGCUGGUGGUCUGGGAUGCGAAAUACUUCACAAUCUUGCCUUGACUGGCUUUAGGGACAUUCACGUCAUCGACAUGGACACUAUAGACGUGUCCAACCUGAACAGACAAUUCUUGUUCAGAGAGAAAGACGUUGGCCGGUCCAAAGCACAGACGGCGGCACAAUUCGUGGAACGCCGAGUGCCGGGCGUCAAGGUGACGCCUUUCCAUGGCAAGAUCCAGGACAAAGACGAGGCUUUCUACCUCCAAUUCAACAUCAUCAUCUGCGGCUUGGACUCGGUGGAGGCUCGUCGAUGGAUAAAUGCAACGCUGGUAGCAAUGGUGGACGAAGAAAACCCGGAGUCGCUCAAGCCGCUUAUAGAUGGAGGCACAGAAGGGUUCAAAGGUCAAGCACGUGUCAUCUUGCCCACAAUUACAAGCUGCUACGAAUGCAGUCUAGAUAUGCUGGCGCGGCAAACAGUGUUCCCCAUCUGCACCAUCGCCAACACUCCUCGUUUGCCAGAGCACUGCAUCGAAUGGGCCAGCGUACUGGAAUGGCCCAGAGUCUUUGGCGAUAAGAAGCUCGACAACGACGACCCAGACCAUAUCCAGUGGCUCCUCGAUACGGCGCAGACCCGAGCAAAAGCACACAACAUCGAAGGCGUCACGUGGAGCUUGACUCAAGGCGUGGUCAAAAAUAUCAUUCCGGCGAUCGCAAGCACAAACGCUAUCAUCGCAGCCGCAUGCACGCAAGAAGCUUUCAAGUUCGCGACGACCGCUGCGCCUUACUUGAACAAUUACAUGAUGUAUACCGGUAACGAGAGUGUCUAUACCUACACGUUCGAGCACGAGAAACGACCCGAUUGUCCGGUGUGCGGGGGCGAGUCUAGAGAUGUAGACGUGCAGCCGGAUUGGCCCUUGGAGCGGAUACUAGAAUACUUGCUGGAGACACAAGACUUGCAACUAAAGAAACCAUCCUUAUCGGGACCAAAAGGCCCUCUCUACUUCCAAGCGCCUCCACAGCUCGAAGAGGCCACACGACCGAACCUUCAAAAGCCUUUGGGAGAGCUGCUGUCGCACGAUGAUGAGCUCAUCGUCACGGAUGCAAACUUGCCCUUUCAGCUCUCUCUUCGACUAAGAUUUCCAGGCGCUGUCGAUGCGUCUGACCUCGCUGCUGUGCCAGCUGCUCGAUAGGAUUCAUGCGCAGAUGACCUGUGAUUUUGGACUUCAAGCUGGCAAACGCCCCGCCGCUCCGCACGAUAUUCAAUUCUAGACGGCGCGUCGAGCAAUCAUGAGGCCGAUGAGACGUCUGAUACAGCAGAGCCUCCAACAUCGCAAUGCGAGGGAUCUUUGAUGAUCGCAAAUACAAGGAUAUGAAGCAUUGCAAAUCAUGUCGUGAGGAGA
Ceraceosorus guamensis is the source of this 1724-nucleotide messenger RNA. RefSeq lists its product as hypothetical. Gene Ontology annotation, molecular function: NEDD8 activating enzyme activity. The transcript has 7 exons. The record is from RefSeq and is a predicted model, not a curated record. The coding region runs from base 180 to 1514 and encodes 444 amino acids. Gene Ontology annotation, cellular component: nucleus; cytoplasm. Lineage: Eukaryota; Fungi; Basidiomycota; Exobasidiomycetes; Ceraceosorales; Ceraceosoraceae. Gene Ontology annotation, biological process: protein neddylation.